Messenger RNA from Thecamonas trahens ATCC 50062, 2148 nucleotides. RefSeq lists its product as uncharacterized. Gene Ontology annotation, cellular component: cytoplasm. Gene Ontology annotation, molecular function: protein binding. The transcript has a single exon. The record is from RefSeq and is a predicted model, not a curated record. NCBI's taxonomy places the organism in Eukaryota, Apusomonadida, Apusomonadidae. Bases 6 to 1541 code for a protein of 511 amino acids.
ACGAGAUGGAAAGGAGCUCCAAGCACACCAUCGUGCACUUUCUGCUGCGCGGCAUGCACGCCCGGCGGGUGUAUGACGACGGCGAUGCGCUGGAGAUGCUCGCAGCAGUGCUCUGCUCGCCCGAGUACAUCGCCCACGAUGAUGCCUGCCCGCUUGUGACUGCCGUUCAUCUCCGGAUCAUGGAAGCGCUGCCCAUCUUUCACCGGUGCGUGUCGCACUCGUGGCUCGGCGAGUGUGUGGGCAUGGCCGACGCUCGUGGGUGGACGGCCCUGCAUGUGGCAGCCAGCUCCAAGUCGGCUGCGCAUGCAGCUAUGGUGGCAAGGGCAGAGCCGAGCGGAGAGUACACGAUGUACACCCGCAGCCAGCUCGAUAGCCUGGUCACUACUACCGAGCUCGAGGCCGUUGUGCGGUAUGUGGCGGCGUCGAGCCUUGCGCCUCGGGCGCGGGUGACCGGUGACACGCCGCUGCACAUCGCGCUCGACGCGGAGCGGUACGACGCGGCGCGGGUGCUCCUGGCGCGGGCCAAGGACGAUAGCGGCGGCGUGGAGGCUCAAGCACGGCUGUUGUGUGGUGAGCUCAACAGCGUUGGGCUCUCCGCCCUCGAGCUCGGCGUCCGCCGGGCGGCAGCGUCGGCAGGCAGCACCACGCUGGCAGCGCGGGCCGCGCUGGCUGCCGAGCUCGGGAUCGGUUGCCCUCUGAUAGACUUGGGCGACAGCGAUGUGUGGGCCGACAACGCCGGGUGGCUCAAGGAAGGGCCGAUGGCGAUGGCAAGCGCGCGGAGGCGGAUUCCGUCGUGGCGGCUCGGGUGGUACGCCAAGAGCGCGAUGGACGCAGUCAUGGCACGCCACGGUAGCGACCGGUGUGAUGUGGCCGAGUUUGAUGUCAUUGCUGAUGCGCAGCUGUUGGGCGAUAACGAGGCGUUUCGGGCGCUGGUACUCGCGCGGCGAAUGCCGUUUGUAGUCCGCGGGCUCGUAGCUGAGUCGUGGGCGGAUGCCCAGAUGGAAUCGGCGUUCUCCCGGAAUACACUCCUCGCCACCUUUGGCCGCGAGCGGAUCGAGGUGGCGGACAUGCCGUACGGCGGCGGGUACGGGCGGAACGUGCGCAAGACAACGCUCAAGAGGUACGUUGCCGAGGUGAUGGACGAUGGCGGGAGCAGCCAAGAGUAUGUCUUUCUCGGCGCUCCCUCGCAUCGGCGGCCGGCGAUGCUGGCGGCGGCACGGCUGGAGCGGCCGCAGCUCUUCCGCGACUUUGACGUAGUGCUCGAGCAGUUUGCGCUUGGCCCCGCAGGCUCUGGCGCACAGCCGCACUACCACGGGGCGGCGAUGAACGGGCUCAUUGCUGGGGCCAAGCGAUGGUACUUUAGCUCGUCGGGCGGGUUCUACAACGGUCCGAUGGCUGCAUGGCUUGAAGACGAGGGCCAGGUGUGGCGGACAACGUGUAUGCAGUUUCCGGGCGACGUGGUGUUUGUGCCGAGCCUCUGGGGGCAUGCGGUGGUCAACGUGUUGCCAUCUGUGGCUGUGGCGAUCGAGAUGCUGGUGUGAUGCGGGGUCUUUAACGGCGGCAGGGCCGGUCAGCGGCGCUUGCGCUGGGCAUGCUUCUUCUUGGCGACGCGCUGUGCGCGCUUGCCGGCCUCCUGGGCGGCCGAGACGAUCUUCUCGUACUUGCCCGAGGCCUGGCGGCGAUGACGCUUGUUGAGAUCCUUGCGGUUGAGCUUGAUGUAGGCGUAGGGGUCGGCCUCACCCUUGAGCUUGACGUCACCGCCGGCCUUCUUGGCGCGGUACUUUGCACCCGACUGGACCACGGCGCCGUCGUUGCGCUUGGCGCGCUUGUUGGGCUUGUACAGCUUGCGCGGGCCCGAGCCCUCGACAGCCAUGGCAGCGACGCCUCCGCCGUUGUCAUUGUCAUCGUCGUCUGAUCCGUGGCGUGAGCGACGCUUGCGCGAUGGCUUGGCGGCGUGCUCAUCGUCGGCAUCGUCGUCAUUCUCGGCGACGACAAUGCGGCCGUCCGAGGCGAGCGGGAGGCCGGCCUUGGCCUUGCCGUUACGUGACGAGUGGGCGCCGGUAACAUUGCCUGCGGCGUCGCGCUUGACGAGGUGUGUGGCGGCGGACGGGUCGAGGAAGUCCAUAAACUCGUCGUCGACUUCGCGGA